AUGUCUGCUUCCUCCUCGGACCUCCUCCUGCUCCUCCGCCUCCUCCUCUGAAUCACGGACAGACACCAUCAUGAAGCGUCUCUCCAUCCUCUGAUCCGCGUUGGCGCUUCAGCUGCGGACUCCGGGACACCUGAUCACCUGCAGCCCGCUGAGCAGAGGCCGCCAGCGGGCUGGUUUUCUCGGACUCGUCCGUCCUUCAUCAUCGUCCUCAUCAUCAGCAGACAUGUUGUUCAGGCCGGAUUCAUGACGCUGCGACACGGCCGCGUUUAUGUGAGUCCUCAUGGAUGAAAGGAGCCAGAGGAGCGGCUAGAAUGACGCCCAGCACCUCCUCUCUGACCCAGCAGUACAGCGAUGGUGUAUGCCCAGUCCUCAAACACAGUUGGUGUCAAUCCCUCCAUCUACUUGCCAUCUUUCAUGUAUCAGAUGUCAUUUAACUACUCCAAGAGAGAAAACUUAACUGUCCUGGCAACCUUACCCACAGCUCCACUCUGCAGCCUCGAGGGCACGUUCUCCGGCCAGCGAAAUACGACCUCUGCCCCUGAUGAGCUGACUUCAGGUGAGGUUGCCAUCCUAGGCUUGGUGUUUGGGGUUCUAUGGCUGGUCUCCAUCUUGGGAAAUGCCCUUGUCUGCCUGGUCAUCCACCGAAGCCGACGGACUCAGUCCACCACCAACUACUUUGUGGUGUCUAUGGCCUGCGCGGACCUGCUCAUGAGCCUCGGUUGUGCCCCAUUCAUCCUCUUGCAGGUUGCCUCUGGACGAUGGCCAAUGAGCGCAGCAGCUUGCAAGGCUGUGCGCUAUCUACAGCACCUCUGCCCAGGUGUGCAGGUCUAUGUCCUGCUUUCCAUCUCAAUAGAUCGCUUCUACACAAUCGUCUACCCCCUCAGCUUCAAGGUGUCCAGAGAAAAGGCAAAGAAGAUGAUUCUGGCCUCGUGGCUGUUUGAUGCAGCCUUUGCCUCUCCCUGCCUCUUCUUCUAUGGAUCUACAUCUACAGACAGUCAUUGUGACUUUUUCCUUCCUGAGAGCUGGGGCAGUAUAGUCUACGCAGCAGUUCAUCUUCUCAUUGGUCUUCUGGUCCCGGUUGGAUUGAUAAUAUCAUUCUACCAGCGGGUGGUCCGGUACAUCUGGAGGAUCAGUGCUGAUGGCCACACAGUGCGGCGGACAAUGAACAUCGUCCCACGGACUAAAGUCAAGACCAUCAAGAUGUUCCUUAUGCUCAAUUCUGUUUUCUUCCUCACCUGGACCCCCUUCUAUCUCGCCCAACUGUGGCACCCGAGGGAGUCUGAUGUACCCAGCAGGCAGGGACUGCUUUUCUUCACAGCCAUCACCUGGAUCUCCUUCAGCUCCACAGCGUCCAAACCCACCCUGUACUCUGUCUACAAUGCAAACUUCAGACGUGGCAUGCGGGAGACCUUCUGCAUGUCAUCCAUGAAAUGCUAUCGCAGUAAUGCGUACACCAUCACCGCGAGCUCCCGCAUGGCCAAAAAGAACUACGUAGGGGUGGUGGACAUCCCAGUGCAAGCAAAGAUGGUGACUAAGGACUCAGUCUAUGACACAUUUGACCGAGAAGCUAAAGAAAAGAAGGUAGCUUGGCCCACUAAUGCCAACCCUCCAAAUACAUUUGUGUGAAUGAGCUUGGGCAGCUUAUAAAAAUAAACUUGUCUGAAAUAGCACAAUGCCAGUGGAGGCAGGUGAGCUAGCCACAGGCUAACAUGCUAGCACUGUAUUUAACUUUACAGAAUGUGUUCAGAUUGUAUAAAGGGCUUUCUUUCUGAUGUAUCAAACCUUCUAGCAGCCAUAUUGGUGAUUUUUAUACUUCAGAUUUGAAUCAGAAUUCUGUGCUGUGUUUUGAUGGAUCUUUCUCCAUGGAUAUAUCACCUUUUGUGUUUUGAUGUCAACUUGUUGGCUAGCUAACAUUUUGUGUGGUCAUCUAUCAUAAAACUCUUGUAACUGCAUCUGGUUUGCUACAGGAAUGUACGUGGUAGAAGCUAAUGUUAGUAAAAGCUAAUAUGUUAAUAAUAUCAUCUGCUUUGUUACCAUGACUGUACUGACAGUGAGCUGGUUAGAUAACGAAGCCCAGCUAGUUCAGAUUAACUGGGCUGAAUCAAAGUAAAACUAAACAGACUAGAUUAUGGACCUGACAGCUGGGCGGAGGGGUUCAAGCACUGAUUGGCAUAGACUGUGUUGGGCAAUUAGGAAAAUUACCAAUUAUGGCUUCCAGAACCAUUAAGGUUUGAAAUCUAUUGAGUGCUCAAAGAUAAAUUUGUUAAAAAAUUUUACUGUUUUAUUCAGUUCACUUUCUGAUGCUGGGUCUGUUUCAGAUGCAUUUAGCAAAUGUGUAAGUGGAUGUAACAUGAUUCUGAGAAACAAAUACCUACAAUU
Molecule: messenger RNA, 2379 nt
Organism: Archocentrus centrarchus (flier cichlid)
Lineage: Eukaryota; Metazoa; Chordata; Actinopteri; Cichliformes; Cichlidae
Gene: gpr19
Product: G protein-coupled receptor 19
Exons: 2
Coding region: 352-1626 (424 amino acids)
Biological process (GO): G protein-coupled receptor signaling pathway
Cellular component (GO): plasma membrane
Molecular function (GO): G protein-coupled receptor activity
Source: RefSeq, a predicted model, not a curated record